Molecule: messenger RNA, 657 nt
Organism: Chilo suppressalis (striped riceborer)
Lineage: Eukaryota; Metazoa; Arthropoda; Insecta; Lepidoptera; Crambidae
Source: the annotation of a GenBank genome assembly
AUGAAGGUGCGCUCUCUGAUGCACUACCUGGACACCUGGCCCUACGCAGUGUUCGGGGAGAACGUGUCCCCUUACCCAUUCAGGGGCCGCAAGUUUUUAUUUGUCACGUGGACGCUCACAUUUUACGUUUGCGCUUGGUUUCUCAUAACCAGCAUUGGGGUAGUGGGUUUCAUCGAACUUGCACAGUGCUACAUCACAAUAUUCCUAAACUGCGUGGGUACGACAAGCAGUCAGUUCGAAGUGAAGGAAGACCCUCUAUUUUAUAGCUCAGAGGAAGACAAAAUGAUUAAAAAUAUACUAAUAGAAAAUAUUGAACACUACAUUAUGAUCAAUAAGUUCCUGGACAAGUACGCGGUGACUUUCGGUUCCUCGUAUUGUGCGCUCUACUUGUUCCAUCAAGAUGCCUCUUCUCUUUCUAAGUACGGAUGUCUCACUUUCAUGGUAAUGCAGCAGUUGAUACAAAUGUCCGUCGUUGUGGAACUCGUGACAUCUAAGUCCGAGAAGGUGAUGAACGCUGUGUACAGCGUUCCAUGGGAGAGGAUGUCCGCCAGCAACAGGAAGAUGGUUGCUGUGUUCCUGCUCAACGCGCAAAAUCCGAUGGAAUUCAAGGCCAUGGGCAUAGUUUCCGUUGGAGUGCAAACAAUGGCUGCUAACUGA